AUGGUGCCCAAAAAUCCAUCACCAAAUGACUCCAUCACAACUACCACCACCACUGGAGAUCAUGACUUGAUAAAGACAGGAAACUAUGAUAUGAAGGCCAGGGUGGUUGCCGAAAAACUAAAAGGAAAAAAAGACCUCGAAGUCAUCGAAUGGGCAAAAAACACUCUCAACUUCUACAUUCAAUAUCGCAGAAACAUUUAUCGAUGGAAAAAAAACCCAAUCAUUUUGAAAUUGGCCAAGCAAUACGCAGGAUUAAUCGUUGAUGCCGACGUUCCUGACAGAAUUAAAAACAGUUACCGGGUUCUCAACUCAAAAUUCGAGCAGUUGUACGAGUUCUUGGUCACGUACAUCGGAAUCGCUUUGAAAUAUGAAAUCCCCAUCACCGACUCAUUCAUCAAAACCAAAUUCUAUCAACUUUGUCCCUCAUUUGAUUUGUCACCCACAGAAGCCGAGGGAUUCGUCAAUAGUGCUUGCGAUAGACUCAAAAAACUUUAUAAGACUUCCAUCAAGAAUCUCGAGGUAAAAUACAUGAAAAGUGCCACAAAGCAAGUGUAUAUUAACGAUCGGAAACAUCUCAAAAACAUCUUUGAUCUGAAUGAUCCCAAAAAUAUCUAUUUCGUCAAUGUACACUUGAUGCAAUACCAAUUAUUGGACCGUGAACGAGCUGAAAAAUAUGGAAUUGAUAAUGAAGAUUGUGAUGAUAUCAAAGAACAUGAAAAACGAGAAGCAGAUCAGGAUCAAAAAGUACGGCAACAGCAUGAUGACCAAUAUGACGAUGAAGCGGGUCAAGAACAAAGUGAAGAAGAAGAUGAUGAUGAAGAAGAAAAUGGUGGCGGCGAAAAUGAUAUCCGCGAUAAUUUCUCACCCACCGAUGAUUCAAUCCCCUUUUUGUUAAACAAAUUGUUAACCAUGGUUUGUUGUGCAACCAUUGACGGCACUCGAAAAUGUCGAGCAUCCUUCAUUAGCCUGACACCAAACCCGUCAAAAUUAAAUGCGUUAAACAAACAUUGCAAUUAUUAUAAUACCUCUACUGGCUGGACCUCCAAAGAGUUUUUCACAUCAUAUUUACAAGUUCUCAGCCAGGAUAUUCAAUCACACCAAGGAGCCACUGAAGAUCAUCAAGUGUUGGUUUUAUGUGAAAGCAGCAUCCAUCACAAUGUUCCAGAUUAUUUAAUUCCCCACAACAUCAAAUUGGUCUGUAUCAGUCAAGACAUUUUCCAAAAUUUGCAAAAGUUCGAUCGGGUGUCUCAAAAUAUUAAACGAAACCACCAGAAAAAAUUAUUAGAAAAUCUUCGCAAUUCUCUCAGUAUCAUUUCCUCAACAAGUGUAUCGAAUAUCCAAGUCAAUAAAAUCCGAUUUAUUUUCAAGUCUCUUAAAACCCCAAUUAUUGAAUCUAUGAACAUUUUGAAUGAUGCCUGGCUUGAUUUGUCACCAACGGUGUUCCAAGAAACAAAACACAAUUACGAACUUGCCUAUAAUACCUCAAGUUAUCAAAAUACCCACAAUCCCCCACAUAUUGAACCACAAGAAAAUUAUACAGAAAUCACGCAGCAUUUGGAAGCGAUAAACAAGUCGCACAUGGUGCACAAUUCAAUGUUCCAUAUAAUUCAAAAUAUCAUUAACAUUGAUAGACCCGAUAUUGUUCUUUCUAAAACCUUGGACAUUGGUCGAUUGCAAGACUUGCCUUUAUCAGAAGAUUUAAUUUACAGGAAAACUCAAAAAAAAUUGAAUCACAAAUCACUUGCUAGUAGUACUAAGGCAACUCCCGAUGCAACCGCGGUUUCCACCAGAUCACCGUCAGUGACUGCUGCUGGCGGAUUGAACAUUGGUAACAAGUCCAAUGUUCUUUCUAUUCAUUCGAUUUUAAAUUAUGGUAAAGAAGGCUUUCCUUCGCUGGCUGAUGGGAAAAAGGUGGAUAACACGGACUUUCCUAAUUUCAACCACAACAAACGGCCGGCAGUAGAACCACAAUUUUCAUCCGUUAAAAAGCCUAGAACUGCCCAGGUCACCUCUGAUGAUAGAUUGAAUGAUUUUAAGAAUGCAGUGGUCAAUCUUCAUGUUCAAUUCGUGCAAAACCCUGUUGGUCCUUUCAAAAAUGAAGAAAUCUACAAAGAGAUGACGUUUGAACAGAUUUUCAACAGGACAAUAGAUCAAUAG
Molecule: messenger RNA, 2157 nt
Organism: Saccharomycopsis crataegensis
Lineage: Eukaryota; Fungi; Ascomycota; Saccharomycetes; Ascoideales; Saccharomycopsidaceae
Exons: 1
Coding region: 1-2157 (718 amino acids)
Molecular function (GO): nucleic acid binding
Source: RefSeq, a predicted model, not a curated record